ACCGUGUACGCAUAUGAGUGAGCGCGCAUUUGUGCGUGUUUAAGCGCGUGUGCGGUUACAGCACGAGCGGCGCUGACAUAUCAAAGGGAUCCGUUAACGCUACUGCCGGCGUUCAGAGAUAAUUAUCCCGGUUCGGAUUUACCCGCAACCGCACGCGCCCCCACCAUGUCUACCGGCUCCGAGGUCCACAACCAGGAACCGAACCAGGAGCCCAACCAGGAGCCGAACCAGGAGCAGAAACAAGAGCAGACGGAGGAGAAGGAUGCCGCGAAGGAGGAGAUGAAGGCGGAGGAGAAGGAGGAAAAAAACGAGGAGCCGAAGGAACAGAAAAGGGAGGAAAAGAAAGACGGAAAUAAAGAGGAGAAGAAGGAGUCCUGGAAGGAUUCGAUCUACAACCCGAGGACCGGACAGUUCCUGGGCCGAACCGCCAGCAGCUGGGGUCUCAUCCUUCUCUUCUACCUCAUCUUUUAUGGCUUUUUGGCUGGAAUGUUCUGUCUUACUGUGUGGGUGAUGUUACAGACGCUUGAUGAAAAUGUCCCAAGAUAUCAAGACCGAGUUGCCAAUCCAGGUUUGGUGGUACGUCCUCAUGCCGUUGAAAUCUCUUACAACCGUACCGACCCAACAAACUACAACCAGUACAUCCAACAACUGAAUGACCUCCUGCAGCAAUAUAACGACAGCAUUCAGGACAGCAAUGACUUGUGUCUCGUGGGUGAAUACAAUGAACAGGACAAUGAGCCCAUAAAAAGAGUUUGUCAGUUUAAACGCAGUUUACUUCAUCAGUGCUCGGGUCUCCCUGAUACCAGCUUCGGAUACGCAGAGGGAAAACCCUGCGUCAUUAUCAAGAUGAACCGGGUGGUUGGGUUGAAACCAAAAGGAGAUCCUUACAUCAACUGUACCACAAAGAGAGACACUCCACUCCAGAUGCAGUACUUCCCACCUGACGGCCGUCUGGACAAAAUGUUUUUUCCAUAUUACGGCAAAAAGGCUCAUCCUGGCUACGUUCAGCCUCUUGUAGCCGUGAAGUUGUUGUUACGUAAAGAUGACUACAACUUGGAGCAGACUGUGGAGUGUAAGGUGGAGGGUUCUAACCUGCGAAACAAUGAUGACCGCGAUAAGUACCUGGGUCGAGUCACAUUCCGGGUUAAAGUUUAUCAGUAGUCCAUGGAGCUGUCAUACUGGAUUUACAUAGCAAAUAAAACCCUGGUUCAGGACACUUUUUAACCCAGACCUGAUCUGAUCCCCCUGUCUGAAUCUGGUUCCUCUAAUUCAGAUUCCAAUAAGACAACGAAAUGUGGCUCAAUGAGGAAAAAAAGCUGAUACACUGCCAGAAUACCUUAGACCUCAUCCUGGGUCCAAUUUGUCCGCUUUUUCACUUGGUUCACAUCUGCAGCUCAGCACAAAGUGUAUCUGAUCCAGAUGCUGGGACAGUAUCGGGUCUGGAGCCGAUGUAGAUGUUGGGACUGGGUCAGGUGGAAGCAUGUGAGCCAUGAUGAUUUGUUUUUUUUACAUUUUCCAUGUUUGUGAAAUAAGAGUGCUGUGAUUGCUACUAUAGCAGGGCAGCGCAGAACAAAGCAGCCAGCAAAUAAAAAGUUUACAUGUGAUCCUGUUGUUGUUUACAUUCUGGAAUUCUGCAAUCAGAUGACUUAGUCUCUGCCCAGAAACAGUAGUCUAACAGGAACCUAAUUCAUAAUUUUUCCAGUUUCUGACUUUGUUCUAACUCAGCAUGUAUAGGCGUGCUCUGAGUUGUAACAUGACUACAUGUGCUGAGUAUGUACAUGUUAAAGAAGUAAUGUGUUAUUUCUGUAUUAUUCAUAUUUAUCGAAUUAAACAACAAAAUGAAAUAAUAUAUGUAAGUAUUGUAGUUAAGUAGUUCUUUAGUCUUAUAGUGAAUUAAAAAUAAUAAAAUAAGUGAAAAGUUAAAAUAUCAUCAAUGAGUUAUAUUGUGCUGCCCCCCCACCCACCCACCCACACAUGAACACCACACACACAAGAACCACCGACCCCCACCAACCUGUGUUUGGUAAAGAAAGACAAAGGUAAUCUUGAGUCUGUCAGUUGUGAUGUUUGCCUAAUUUAUUUUUCUUUAUUGUCUUUUUAAAUUAUUUUAUGUAAAUUAGACAUAUGUAUAGACUUAAAUGUGAAUCUACGUGGGAAUGUGAGUGAGAGUGAGUUCCCUCAAAAACAACAAUAGAUUGCAGGGGAUUGUAAAACUGUGUGUGUAAUUUGUAGAGAUCUCCCUGAAUCACUUCUCAGCCCUGUAUCAUACCAGAGUCCUAAGCAAGGCCCUUUCUGUCCUUGUGGAUCAAAGCCACCUCCUGGCUAAUGAUUUCCUGCGCCUUCCAUCUUGGCGUCGGUACAUACUGUGAAAAUGCAAGACUAACAGACACAGCUAUUCCUUUGUCUCUGCAUCCACUGCCCUCUUGAAGAAGUUGCUCUAUUUUCAUUUUUUUUAAUGUAUAUAGCAUAGUGUUUUUAGCUAUUUAUGGUUGUUUGUGUGACUGUGUACCAACUGCUAGUAUUUAUUGGUUGUUGCACAGGGAAUUACCCUCAUUGGACAAUAAAGAUUACUUGACCAUUGAA
This is a messenger RNA of Melanotaenia boesemani (Boeseman's rainbowfish), 2583 nucleotides long. Its product is annotated as sodium/potassium-transporting ATPase subunit beta-3-like. Gene Ontology annotation, biological process: sodium ion export across plasma membrane; intracellular potassium ion homeostasis; intracellular sodium ion homeostasis. Lineage: Eukaryota; Metazoa; Chordata; Actinopteri; Atheriniformes; Melanotaeniidae. Gene Ontology annotation, molecular function: ATPase activator activity. Bases 166 to 1161 code for a protein of 331 amino acids. The record is from RefSeq and is a predicted model, not a curated record. The transcript is spliced from 7 exons. Gene Ontology annotation, cellular component: sodium:potassium-exchanging ATPase complex.